AUGAAGCCUACCUUUGCCUCAUCACUAUUCGCAUGUCUCGUCACCUUCACCUCGAUCGCGAACGCAGCGACGGUACCCACUCGUGUCCAGUGUCCAGGGAUCGUGCUCAAGUGCAACCCGGGUCAAGUCAUCAUCCCUCCCAACCCUGAUGAACACAGGUUUUGCUACACUUGUGGCGUUCCCGGGGGUGACCCUCAAUCGUAG
This is a messenger RNA of Laccaria bicolor S238N-H82, 204 nucleotides long. RefSeq lists its product as uncharacterized. The coding region runs from base 1 to 204 and encodes 67 amino acids. The transcript has a single exon. The record is from RefSeq and is a predicted model, not a curated record. Lineage: Eukaryota; Fungi; Basidiomycota; Agaricomycetes; Agaricales; Hydnangiaceae.